Messenger RNA from Achroia grisella, 2636 nucleotides. RefSeq names its product hybrid signal transduction histidine kinase A-like. The record is from RefSeq and is a predicted model, not a curated record. NCBI's taxonomy places the organism in Eukaryota, Metazoa, Arthropoda, Insecta, Lepidoptera, Pyralidae. Gene Ontology annotation, molecular function: histone binding. The transcript is spliced from 6 exons. The coding region runs from base 74 to 2596 and encodes 840 amino acids.
UUGUAUCUAAUUUAUAAGUUAUAUAUAUUUUUUUUCAUAGUCUCUUAGUUUUAGUCGUACUGCAUUAUCGUAUAUGGUUUUAAAUACAACAUAUAUAUUUACAAAUACGAUGGCAGAAGAUGUAGUUAUUAUUAACGAUGAUCCAUUCAGCGCUGAGCUUGUUGAAGUACCUACAGAUAGAGAAGUGAAAAUAAGUAAUGAUGUGGUUGAUACAAUAGUGAUAGAUGAAGAUAAGUUAACAGAUGAUGUUGUUUAUGUAUCAGAACAGAGACAGAGUCUAGGUGAUGAUGAUAUUGAAAUUGUAGAUAUUCAAUCAGAUAGAACCACAAUAAAUGCAACACAUGUCACUUUUGACAGUGUUUAUAAAGAAAAUAAAAAGCUAGCAGAGAUUAUUGAGAAGUGCCUUGACUUGGAGAAUUCACAUGGAAUGCUAAGAGUAAUAAAUAGGACACUGUUGCCAAGAUACAGAGAUAUAGAUGAAAACUACAAAAUAUCGUCUGAUUUUGAUAGGGUUUUGAAUAAGAUGAUAUCUCUAUUAGAUACAGACCCUUUUCACAAAUUCUCACAUGUAAAACGGUUAUGUGAUAUUAUGAAAGCUAGUAAAACUAGGAAAAAGGCAAAUUUAAUUACAUUGUCAAAUAAUGUAACAGGUAUUUCAAGCAAGAAAAUCAAAAACAGGAUUCAUAUUAAUAGUGAAAUAAAUAAACCCAAAAAAAGACAAAAACUGGACAAUGAGAAGCAAGACAAUUACUUAGAAGUAGAAGUUCCAGCUGUUAACUUAAAUGAGAACAAUAUAGAUGUGAUUGAUUUAAGCGAUGAGGAAGUUGAUGAUGGAAAAGUAUUAAAAAGUGAUGAUAAUGUUUUAAUAAAUAAUAAUUUGUAUGGAAACCUGAAUGAAUGUGAGGAAUCAUCCAAUUAUUUAAAUGGUACAAGUAAUUGCUUAAGAGAUAAAAUAUCAGACAGCAAUGUAGACAGCCAGUUAGUAGUAAAUGAUCAGGAGGCUUUGAAAAUGGUACAUCAAAAGAUUAGUAGUGAAGAAACUACUGAUUUAGUUUCAAGUGAUGUUCAUAAUGAAAAAACUUGUACUUUAGACACUAGUGAUGCAUUUGAUAACAAUUUACUAGUUGUUCGGAAAGAAAUAGAAUGUGAUAUAGUAUCAAGAGAUAAAAAUAUAGACAGAAUAAAACAAAUUGAAGAAGAAAUAAGGAUAUUAAAAAUUAAUAUUGAAAAAUUAGAAGUAUUAGAAGUAGAUGAUGAUUCUAUGUCAUCGCCAUACAUACAAUGUGAUCAGAUGAAGGCUACAAUAGUGAAAUUGUACAAAGAGCUGUGUUCACUGACUGGCGACGAAGCGGUGAAGCGGCGUAAAAUUCGCCUCCAAGUAAUGAACGAUCGACUACUGUUGCCUGUUAAGAAGUUAGAACAAUUGAUAAAUGACAAUAUCGGUAGUGAUGGAAAUCCACAAUUCCCAGAUUUCAAUGAGGUUAUCCAAUGUGUGGAUGAAGCAAAUAAGGCAGAAAAUUUGGGCUGGAGUGAAGCGCAGAUUAAUAAGGAAGCAAGGGCACUGUUCAUGCGCUGCGGUCAUGAGUUGCAAAAGUACCGUCAAAAACGCGAAUACCGUGAUCUCAUUAGUUACGUCCAAUUCAAUCUCGAAGCGGACCCGGCCGACGAAGAUCCACAUUUGUUAGCACGCUUGGAGGAGAAUAAACGGCAUGCUAUGAAAAAAGAGGCUGAAAUCUUGGAUAGGUUUGUUAAAUUAGUAAACUGCAACAACACAUCAUUACCGCCAUUGGUUCAAAGUGAAGCAGAUAAUAAUAGUGUUCAAAGAGACGUUAUAUGCACUAAUAAUGACACAAAAACAUCUGAAUUAGGCGACGUUAAUAAUCAAAGUAACAUAGAGUUGCCAGUUAGUACCGUUGAACAAAAUAGUACAGUAUUACCAGAAAAUGUUGUGAAAAAAUCUGAAUGUAUAGAAAAUAUAUCUUCAAACAUCACUCCACUUGAAAAAGAGAGUGUAAACCCAAUACACAAUAUAAUAAAUAACAAAUUUUCUUUUGAAAAUUCUGAACAUGUUGAACGUAGUUUCGCUCAGAAUAAUACAAUAACAAUUAAUAAUACGGAAUCAUCAAUAAAGAUAGAAAAUAAAGACAACAGUGUAUGUAAUUCAAAUGACGUAAAUAGUAACAAUGAAAAUGAUAUUUUAGAACAAGUUAAUCGUAAAUUAUCGGAAAUUGUUAAAACAUUUCCGAAUUCUAAGAACAGAAAUGAUAAUUGUUUAAGUGAUAGAAAAUAUUCUGAGCUGAUAACAUUUAUGGACGAUAAUUUAGUUGAAAACGCUAAAAAGCAUCACAUAGAGAAUAGUCAUGUAUCAAAUACUAGCAAAAUAAGUUCAUCACACAAGAAUGAAAACAAUAGCUAUAAAGAAAACUGUGAUACACUGUCCAUAGAUAUUAAAAAGGAGAAUCCAAAUGAAGAUUUAUUAAAAGCAUUGCAACGUCUUGGCGACUCUUUUACUACUACUAUAAUGGAUAUCGAUAUAGAUGAUCCAAGUUUAAUUGUAGAAAUUUCAUCAGACAGUUCUGAUAAUGAAGAGAGUUAAUAUUUUGCAUGUAUAAAAUUCAUGUCAUUUUACAUUAUGU